Messenger RNA from Daldinia caldariorum, 1528 nucleotides. RefSeq names its product membrane bound O-acyl transferase family-domain-containing protein. The record is from RefSeq and is a predicted model, not a curated record. The coding region runs from base 19 to 876 and encodes 285 amino acids. The transcript has a single exon. NCBI's taxonomy places the organism in Eukaryota, Fungi, Ascomycota, Sordariomycetes, Xylariales, Hypoxylaceae.
GUAUGGGGCAACCCGCGAAUGCUUCCCAGAGCAAAGAAACCCAACUCCGGAGGGGAUGAGAAAGAAGAGCCUGUAGCCGUCUUCCUCAUCCACCGCUUUGCGAAGAUCCCCUUAUACUAUUUCCUAAACUGGCAUGUCCUGCCAAAGCUCUUCUCCGAGACCGUCGUUGAGCUUGUGGCCUACGAUGUCGCUUUCCCUGCGCUUCUGACGCGACUCUCCGAUGUGACGGCUCGGGAGGUCGUAGUGCGCUCAUUUACGGCGCUUUCUUGGAUCUGGGAGAGCCUUGUGUUCCUGGACGGUACUAACGCUAUCUUGGCGGUGCUUUUCGUUCUCACCGGCGUAGACCAGCCGAGCGAUUGGCCUCCUAUCUUCGGUUACCCUAGUGGCAUGUGUGGGCUGCGUAAGUUCUGGUCGCAGUUCUGGCACAAGCUAGCAGUGCGGCCCUACUCGAACUACGGCCGGGCUUUUGCUCGAAUGUUGUCAUUAAUGAUACCUGGGCUCCCUCCUACCGUAACCGGGGCCAUUGUGGCCUUUGUCAUCUUCUUGAUUUCUGGACUCUCCCACGCGGCGGUAAGCUGGCGCCUCGGGACAUCUGGAUGGCUAGAUUUACAGUGGUUCCUACUGAACUUCGCCGGUUGUUUGGUCGAAACUCUUGUACUCUCGAUGGUUCGACGCCUAGCGAAGAAGGCAGGUCGGACGCGGGAGCUGGCUUGGCUAGAAAGAAGUUGGCUCGGAUGGUUCAUCGGGUACGCAUGGGUGUUUGCGUUUUUCUUCUGGACUGUGCCGCUCUGGAAGUUCCCGACGCUGUAUCGGGAGCUGGUAAAGUUAGAACGAUGGGCGUCCAUCUUAUCGAAAAUGACCAUUGUUGAAGGGUAGAUGUAGUCAGAACUCAAGUUUAUUAGGUAUUUGUAUUAAAAAGGGUUUUCUGAACAUAUUCAUCGAAGCUGCUACUAUUUUGGAGGGAAAAAAGAUUUAUAGGACGAAGUACACUUUCACUAACUAUACAUUUACCUAAGUAGAUUGCACUUCAUUACCGAACAGCCGAGCUGUUCAUAUCUCGUAGUUGGACGUCGCGAUACCAGUGUCAGCAUUCCCUCGAGGCAAUCCUUGGAUCUCUUCAAGUAUUAACAUCAUCACAACCCCUCUGGGGAUCGAACUAGUUAUUGUCUUGUCUAUAUGCAAUCCUAAAGUCUAUUCCUUAGGCCAUAAUCCGAAGUCGUCCAGUGCCUCGAAGCAGCCAUGUGUUAGAAGCAAUCCUCCGUGAAUGUGGCCACCAUAGACAGCGCGGCAAAGUGCCGUGCGUUAAUCGGCGUUUUUACGCACCGGAUUCGAUCCAUUAAAAAUAGUAAAUCCCGUUGAAAUAAACCUGAUUAUGUAUGGUAAGCUUCAAUAUGCAGUGGUGUAAACUUAUCUCAGCUGAUUCUGAGUUGUUAACACUUUGCCCGAACUUGUUCGGGAUAUUGUAUCGACCUAGCGCGUCCGGAUUAGAGAGGUUGCCGAUGCGUAACAUUCUAAGUGCUUUUUUUAU